This is a messenger RNA of Nematostella vectensis (starlet sea anemone), 5058 nucleotides long. Its product is annotated as QRFP-like peptide receptor. The record is from RefSeq and is a predicted model, not a curated record. Bases 1891 to 3141 code for a protein of 416 amino acids. Gene Ontology annotation, biological process: G protein-coupled receptor signaling pathway. Gene Ontology annotation, cellular component: membrane. The transcript has 3 exons. Gene Ontology annotation, molecular function: peptide binding; G protein-coupled receptor activity. Lineage: Eukaryota; Metazoa; Cnidaria; Anthozoa; Actiniaria; Edwardsiidae.
UAGAUUAUUUUGUCUUUAACGGUUGAGGUUUCCGUCGGACCUCCGGAAGUAAACUGGUGACAAUGCGGCUUUAAGCAGAACGAACUCUCUUAAACUAAGUGUGUCAUAGUGUGCGCUGUACUAGGUAUCUUUUAUGGCUAUAUUUAACCAUCAAUUUGCCGUACUUCUAUUUUUUGUCACAUAUUGGUCGCAUUUGGACCUAUUGCUUUCUUUGGCAUAAAAAUAAAAAUAAUUAAGCAUACUAUUCCGUUUUACUUAUCUUUCUAUACAAUCUGAAUUUGCGUAUCUCUAGUUUUUAUAUAAGAACUUUCAGCCAGAAAUUGUCUCAAAAUAAACACACCUAGCAUCAGGAACUCUUCUUUUCUACACUUCUCACACGAAUGUUACUUUAGCCCCAGGCCCACUCUUAUGAAAAGAGCACAAAAACAACAAAAGAGAAUAGCAUUGUAAUAUUUCUGUAUCCUUUUUAGAUUGGUCUAAACAUUCUGUUUCCAACAGUAUAUUCUAUUCCUUUAACUUAAUCAAUCUAUUUAAGGUGGAUGUUUAUAACCUACGUCAUCAGAUUAAUUAAAUAAUAACUAGUCUACAAGGAGGAUUAUCUCCCUCCUGUAAGUAGAGGUUGAAGUUAACGCGGUUGAAGUUGCGCUAUGGAUACGAAGCGAAGAAAUGUUCAACAGCAAAUACCUUUGUGAUUGUUUACUUGGAUAAUUGUCGAGGAAGUAUUCCGUAUCGGUAACUGCCUCUGAUAACCAAACCAAAUUCAGUAUUCUGGGCAUUUAGUUUUUCGUGCUCUUAACAACAUUUCUCAAAUGCAUAAAGACUUGGGAUUAAAAGGAAAUGUCCGAAGGCUUUCCUUGAGUGGGCUUAAUACGGCUAUGGAAUGCUUUACUCACUGUUAAUUGAUAUUGUAUAAAACUUGUUGUUAUUCGUCGACUCUUUAGAGUCUCAGAGCUACCCUAAAGGAUGUGGACACCGUGUUUCAAAUCUACAAAACAAUUUUACCUCGAGCAAUUUUACCUCGAUCUAAAGGAUACGUACCGAAUCGAAAAGAGGCAGCCUACUCUGGCGCCGCCGUGGUGUGUUUUCUACAAUUUGCUCACGAGUCCUCGCUAAGCUUAAAAGUAAAGGAUCGAAAAACGAACCACGCCAACUCCAACAUUAUCGCAUUUGCCUCGAUAAAGCUCCAGCGAAAAAUCAAUUACUAAAAGGGUAGAAAUUGUCACAAACUCGGAAGAACCCUAGACAAGUCUCCUGGAUAUAUCAAAAGCGCUCAAGAACUUUCUGGAGAAAAAUAAGUAAGUGAGAGAUGCAAAGGGUAAGAUUGUCUGAAUUGUGGAAAGGUAUAUCAUAAAAUCUCUUUAUUAAUACCAAGCAGAUGCAAGAAGCAUUACGUGAGCAAUUCCACGCACUCUCUUAGACACAAUCAUCAGAGCUGGAUAAAUGGCAAUCCAGAUAGGAUUUUAAGCAGAAAAGUUCAAAGCCUCAAGGAAGCCGCUCACCAACCUUCGUCUAUUGGGCGACUAAUGCCUCUUGGCAAACUGUGUGCAGAGGGGUCUCGACAAUCGCCUCCGAGUCAAAGUUAAGCGAGAGUCGACACGGAGCACAAGGGGACGACAAAAAAGCUGGGGAAAGACAGCUAGACCACGCCAGGGCUGACAAGAAAACGCAAAGACAACGCCACCGCUUUGGCACGAAAGCGACAGAUAAUUGUUAUAACUGACAGGAAUAAAGCCACAUAAUUUGUAGCAGGAACUAAGAACAGACAAUAUUAUCCAAAACAGAGGAAAAUACGGAAACAACAAAUUAAAGAGAACAUUCAAAACAAUUGGUCCUGGAAAAUAAAAGAAAAAAAACAAGAAACACGAAAUUGUGGGAGAUCGAAUCAGCAUUAUGUCGAGUAACGUUUCUAAUCUUUGCGUGGGCUACAGCAACAUUGAGACUCCGUCGUCGAUCGAAAUUGCAAUCAAAUUGCUUGCUUAUAACGUUGUUUUCAUCGUAGCUUUUUUCGGUAAUAUUUUAGCGAUCAGCGUGGUUCUAAGCAACGUCCAUCUUAAAACAACGACCAACGUGUUCAUCUUGAACCUUGCAAUCAGCGAUUUAUUGAUCGCAAUCGUAUGUAUGCCAUCGAGUAUGCACAGCAUUGUCGCACACAGCAGACAAACCAGUGAAGUGAGCGGGAUAUUUGGUGCAUUCCUGUGCAAAUUGCACCAGUUUCUACAAGGGAUCUCUAUAACCUCCUCCAUACUGACUGUUGCAUGCAUCGGUUGUGACCGCUUCCUUGCAAUUGUCUACCCGUUUAAGAAUAUUAUUACGUUACCCAUCUCGAAGAUUAUUGUGGCUCUCGUCUGGUUCGCUAGCAUUGCUUGUAUAUCUCCAUUGCUCUACGCUUUGAAAUUUCACGAUGCGGGAAAUGAAUCUUACUGCUACGAAAAAUGGGAACCGCUUUUUGACACGCAUAAGGCUUCAGUACACUAUACGCUGUUUUUAUUCGUGGUGCAGUACGCUGCGCCGUUACUACUGAUAACAGUUUUGUACUCCACGCUUAUCAAGGACUUAUGGCAAAGCAGCAGAACGCACUCAGACCGCAAACGUGCGUACAAAGAAAACAAAGCAGUCCUGAAGAUGCUUGUGACCAUUAUACUGACAUUCGCGAUCUUCUGGCUCCCCAUGCACGUGGUGAUGUUUGUGUCAAUCUAUACCACCGAUCCCGUGAUCAACGCCUGCGGUCCGAAGGCAGCGGUAGUAUUCCUUGGUUGGUUCUUGGGGCAUGCUCACUCAGCCUGCAACCCAACGAUCUAUUUUACAUUCAACGAGAAGUUUCGCAUUGAAAUAAGAAAAUUGAUGGCGAAAGUAAAAAGUUGGUUUGUGUCGGCUCGACAGCAAUUGUCAGUUGACGACGAGACAACUCGACAAACGGCAGUGUCGUUCGAUCUCAAAAGGGUGAGCUUUACGUCACUCAGGAGCAACGGCAAAUUCAACCCUGCCGUCGAGCUUAAGGAUGAGGAUAAACAAGAAAAUGGCCAACAGAGGCAGCGAAUCUCAUUGGGCGAGAGUGAGCACGUGACAGCGGCAACAAUCCCAUUGGCUCCUUCUGAUCACGUCAGACUUGAAGUAGAAAAAAGCGGUCACGUGAUUAUAUAAGUUUAUCAUAUAAUCAUAAUAAUUGUCACUCAGAUGGAGGAACUAUAAACUUGAAACAAUAAACUGUGGUUCAAAACAUCAAGGCAAUUUGGAAAACAAGAACAUUAUAGUCACAGGUUUGCUGAGAAACUAUUGUACAUAUCAACGAUAGCUCAGUAAAUCAAGCGCAUUGCGUGACUGAACCCAGAACAAUUUGCGUGACAGAGGUCGAAGUGGUUGUAGCGUGACAGAAGUCUAUAGUGUUUAGCGUGAUAGAGUUGAAACGCUUUGCGUGACAAAGAUCAGAGUUCGCUCCAAAUGCAGCAAAUUAGAGGAUGGACAUUCUAAUUUUCCCCUUCAAAAUAAGAAUAAGCCACAAUCGGCGUCAAGUGUGAAUCCGGAAGCCAUGUUACUGAAAAUGCAUUUUGGUUAAUUCAAUUAUCUAUUAAGCAAGAACAAUUGAAGUAAAGCGCCUGUAUAGGAAUGGGCUGUAUAUGAAUGCCUCACUUUGCAUCCCCUACACGCGGCUAGAUGACAUACAAUAUAACAAAUACUUAAGAAACUGUGAUAAGAAGUGCAAAGCGUAACGGACACGGGACUUCAUAAACUGUGCACUGUGCAUGCUUAAAUAACCGGAAGGAGAAGAAUGAAGGAGAACAGCUCCAUUAUUCUACAUCGUUUCUCGAGGCGAGAUUGCAUAUAUUAUGCUAUUGCGCACAACCAAGUAACGCCGAGUAAAAGAACUUAGUUUACCUAAUAAAGGACACACGUGACCUCAUGAGCUGUACACACGUGACCUCAUGAGCUGUAUACACGUGACCUCGUGAGCGAUACACACGUGACCUCAUGAACUGUACACGCGUGACCUCAUGAGCUGUAUACACGUGACCUCGUGAGCUGUACACACGUGACCUCAUAAGCUGUACACACGUGACCUCAUGAGCUGUACACACAUGACCUCAUGAGCUGUACACACGUGAUCUCAUGAGCUGUACACACGUGACCUCGUGAGCUGUACACACGUGACCUCAUGAGCUGUAUACACGUGAUCUCAUGAGCUGUACACACGUGACCUCAUGAGCUGUACACACGUGACCUCGUGAGCUGUACACACGUGACCUCGUGAGCUGUACACACGUGACCUCAUGAGCUGUACACACUAUCCACAAUGUCAAAAAUACAAGGAAUUGACCAAUGGUUCUGUAUCGUGCGCCAUAAUAGUUCGAGGCCUGCUGAGGCUAUGUGUAAACAUGGGCACACAGUCUACUCAUACGGGCAAUAUGCAUCUACUCACUGCUGUAAUCAAAAUGUAACAACUGGCGCUAGAGAUCUAACAGCGUGGGUUGUUGUAUAUUGUUUGUCGCUGAUAAUCUGAGAUUUUCUAAAGCUCUACGUCUGGUGUACACUGUUUUAGCUUGGGUUUGUGUUCUGAUAAGAGAAACCACGCCGUAUAGUUUUGACGAGAGGGGACUUAUAAAUGGAAUUGUAUAACGAUGAAGGGAGGGGCUAAACAACAUUUGCGCUGCCCCGAUAGUUUCUGUAAGCUAAGCUUCUAGACAUAACUCUAUAUUUUGUCUUGAAAGUGGUUGUAUUACUUUAAAUGACACGAGCUGUAAAAUAAAAUUAUGCGCAUUGUUCGAUGAUAAUGAAUAUUUUCAACGUCGAAAUUUUAAGAUCCUACUAUAAGAUCGAAUAUCAACUAGCUGAAGAAAAAGAACUAGAACAAAUUCACAUCAUGAAAUGUGAGCCUCUCAUUGGGUUACUAGAGUGAACUAAAUUUCCUUACUUCUGGGCUAGGUCUCGGUGGGGAGCACACCUUAUCAUUUGUCUUAUUAUGUAUCUUGUGUUGUGUGUAUCAGUUCUCGGCGUGUUUAUGAAAAAACGAAUUUUAAAAAUAAACAUUGUAAACAUCCUUAUUUGUUUCAAUAAUAAUAAUAA